Messenger RNA from Phaedon cochleariae (mustard beetle), 1546 nucleotides. Lineage: Eukaryota; Metazoa; Arthropoda; Insecta; Coleoptera; Chrysomelidae. The record is from the annotation of a GenBank genome assembly.
GUCGUCACUCGUCACGUCAACUUGUCAUCCGUUUAUUCUGGUUUGGUUGGUUUAUUCGGUUUGCGAUCAUUAGACAUUAGACAACGAUUUGUAUCAAUAUUAAUUAUAAGCUAAAAAUCAGCAGAGAAGAGCAGUACCAUGGGUAAUGAAAGUUCCUUGCCCAUGGAGCUAUGCUCAAAUUUCGAUGCUGAUGAGAUACGACGUCUUGGAAAGAGAUUCCGUAAACUGGAUCUGGACAAUUCUGGAGCCCUGAGUAUUGAUGAGUUCAUGUCACUCCCUGAACUACAGCAGAACCCACUGGUUCAGCGUGUUAUUGAUAUUUUUGAUGCAGAUGGAAAUGGAGAAGUAGACUUCAAAGAAUUCAUUCAAGGCGUCUCCCAGUUCAGUGUCAAAGGUGACAAGCUGUCAAAGCUGAGAUUCGCCUUCCGCAUCUAUGACAUGGACAAUGACGGAUUUAUCUCUAAUGGCGAGCUGUUCCAGGUCCUGAAAAUGAUGGUCGGAAACAACUUGAAGGAUACACAGCUCCAGCAGAUUGUUGACAAAACUAUCCUGUUUGCCGACAAGGAUGAAGACGGCAAGAUCUCCUUCGAGGAAUUUUGCAAUGUCGUAGGCAACACGGACAUCCACAAAAAGAUGGUCGUCGACGUCUAAAAAGUACCAAAAAAAUCCAGCUCGGCGCCUGAUCUUUUUUACUGCACGGACCCAAUGCCCGUGUCGCUUCAGUCUCUUAGAGAACUAUACGCCUGUCUGCCCUAUAUUACAUACUUCAAUUUGAUGUAUCAUCUAGCUUCACAAUCACCCUCUUUCACAAUCAGGCUGCCGAGUUGGGAAAAUAGUCAUCUUCUAGCCCUAAGUUUCAAAAUACUUCACUGUAAAAAUCUUAUAAAGAGCUCAUGCAUGUUUUUUGCUUUACCAUUGAAGAUAUUUUAUAAAAAACAAAAAUAUAUUGAAAAAUGGUUGUUCUUUAUACUUAUUACUUUAAUCUAAUCUAGGUGUUUUGUGUGUAUAGCUUUAAAAAUAAUAACCUAUAAGUGUUAAACUGCUUAAGAGAAUAUAGCUUCAGAUGUACUUAGUACUUAGCCUUUUCACAUGACAAACCGGUUAGAAAACUCGUUGUACGGGUUUUUGUUCCAAGGGUGCACGGCGAAAUCCGUUUCGAAGAUUUUUCUGAACCGGUUAAAUCCAACAACUCGAUUUCCUCCCAGAAAAUACCAAGGAAAAGCCAUGGAAACCACCGGAAAACCUAUAGGGUCCUAUACUAGUCAUACCCGUUAUGUAUUCCCAGCAUUCUAUGGUUUUUCCCAAGUUUUCUGAGAGGGGAACCUUGUAGGCUGCUAUUCGCUGUGCUUUUUCGAUAAUGUGUGCAUCGGAAGAAAACACCGAAUUGACGUCGCGUUGGCAUUUUUAUCUAACACGAAAUGUAGAUGUGAAGUAGGUAGUAGAGUUUUGGAAAGUUCCACUAUAAUGUACCAUAUGUUAAACUGUUGUGUGAUGAUGUUUUAGAAAUUUAUGUUGAUCAAUAAACGUUAUUCACCUCUCUCAAAAA